AUGGUCGAAGAAGUAUUACAGAAUGCAACAAUUGAUGAAGUAAAUCAACAGGAUGACAAAGAACGGAGUGUCGAUCCGUCAUAUUCAUUGAAUGAGCCAGCAAUGAUGGAUACAUCAAACAGAGAACAACAUACGAAUGUUGUCGAUGAUGCAACACUACAAACAGUUCUUAGUUCAGUGACAAAGCCAGAAGUGAAUGAUUUUCUCGAAGAACUCAAUAAAACAGGCAAGACUUAUUUACCCAGUAUUGGUCAAACUAUUGAAUUAUUAACUGUACCUUCUUCUCCAGAAACAUCAACAGUAUCAUCCACUGUAUCUAUUCUACCUUCACCGCAAGUUUCUCAAAUAUCUGCUGAAAUUCUUCUUCAAGAAUUAACAUCACUUAUUCAACAGACACCUGCUGAUAUUGUACAUUUUGGUAUUGAACGCAAAUCUAUUCCACAAACAAUAGAUACGAAAUCAAGUAUUCAUAUUGGUUCAUUAAGAUCUCGUCAAACACAUACAGCUAAUAAUUUUGGUGGUACAUCUGUUAUUGGCGGUGGUGGUGGUGGUGGUAGUCAACCAGGCACAGCUGUUAAAUCAACAAUAACAUCUAGUGGAGGAGCUACCAUUCGUAAACCUUUACAGCAGCAACAACAACAAGCUAUUAAUGAUGAUCGAGUGUUUUUUGAACGGCCAACAACUGCUGGACAAGGACAAUAUCAUAAUCGUAUUGGAUUAAUGUCUAAUAAGCAACAAUCAAUAUCAUUAUCAUUUGAACAACAACGUCGUUUAACAUCCUCAAGCAAUUUUGAGCAUCAUUCUCAUCAACAUUUUUCUCAACGACGACCACUUUCUUGGUUUCAAAAUCGUUCUCGACAUCAUUCAUCCGGUGAUGAUAAUGGUUCAGAUCGUGAUUCAUCUCCUCCAUCGUACUCCAUGAGUGGUCAUGAUAAUUUAGGUCCAACACGUCGUUCAACACUUGUACCUAAACCAAAACAAAACGCUGACAUUGUUACAUUUCCAUUGUUGGAUCGCGAUGAACAUGGUAACCCAAUUCCUCCAACACCACCAUCCAUACCUUUAAACAACGGAGAAGAUGAUGAAGAUGACAUACCUUAUCGUUUAAUGGAUUAUCCUCGCCCACCACAACAAUCUCAAAAUGUAAAUUCAAAUUCAUUACUACCAAUAGCAGGUGCUGGACUAGGACGAAAACCACGUACAGUAGCUGAAAUACGUGCAGCACCAAUAGCUAAUAAGAAAUAA
Rotaria socialis is the source of this 1245-nucleotide messenger RNA. NCBI's taxonomy places the organism in Eukaryota, Metazoa, Rotifera, Eurotatoria, Philodinida, Philodinidae. The record is from the annotation of a GenBank genome assembly.